CUGAUUUCCGAACGAACUCUAAAUGUCACGUCAGUAUGUGCGUCAAUAUCAAUAAACAUACUCCGCAAAAUAAUUUGCGAAAUUAAAUAUAAGGCAAAACGUAACUAGAAAACCAAAGAAAAUGCCGCUUAUACGUUCAGCGAGCUUAAACUUAUUUGUAGAAAUCAGUGUCCGCAUAGCUUUGCUUUCAGCUUUUUGCUACAUGGAAUCCAUGUCACCAUAUUUCCGCGUCAUCCAGCCAGCAGACCUGGAGUCCUCACUAAAGUACCCGCGACACGAGUCCUUCGUGCCCGGACAUAUGUUGUGGUCUAUAGUGCUGGCGGUGCCUUGCCUACUCUCGAUCAUAGCGUGGGCUGUGUGCAAUGACUGCAAUGAUGCCUUAGAGUUCCUUUUGGCGUGGUCGCUUGCUCUGGGCAUGAAUGGGGUCACUACAAACAUGGUUAAACUAAUAGCAGGGCGACCGCGUCCGGACUUUUUCUACCGCUGCUUCCCGGACGGUAUCGAGACGAUGGACUUGCAGUGCACCGGCGACCCGGACGAGAUAAUGGACGGACGGAAGUCGUUCCCGAGCGGACAUAGCAGCUUAUCGUUUUGCUCGCUUGGCGCGGGCAGCCUGUGGCUAUGUGGGCGACUGCGCGUGCUGUCGCGGCGGCGCGGCGGCGCGCGACUCGUGCUGUGCGCGGCGCCGCUCGCACUCGCCGCCUGCGUGGCGCUGAGUCGCAGCUGCGAUUACCACCAUCACUGGGAAGACAUCCUAGUUGGUUCAGUCCUCGGCUUCACAACAGCACUCGUCUGCUACCGGCAAUACUACAACCCGCUGUCCUCAGACCUCGCCGGGGUCCCGUACAUAGCGUCCAACACCGAGCUAGCGCAGUACGUGAACGGGACAGAUAGCCCGAGUAAAGAGCGAGACGAAAACACACCGCUGCUGAAAAAGGUAGACAAAUGGAUAUAGUUUAUGUUCUGACUUGGCCUGGGAUUCGUUUUAUAGGUUUUCGGGGUUAAAUGCACG
Messenger RNA from Cydia amplana, 1012 nucleotides. RefSeq names its product phospholipid phosphatase 5. The coding region runs from base 122 to 955 and encodes 277 amino acids. The record is from RefSeq and is a predicted model, not a curated record. Lineage: Eukaryota; Metazoa; Arthropoda; Insecta; Lepidoptera; Tortricidae. Gene Ontology annotation, biological process: phospholipid metabolic process; phospholipid dephosphorylation. Gene Ontology annotation, molecular function: phosphatidate phosphatase activity. The transcript is spliced from 6 exons.